Sphaeroforma arctica JP610 is the source of this 1104-nucleotide messenger RNA. Its product is annotated as AGC/PKC/PKCH protein kinase. The record is from RefSeq and is a predicted model, not a curated record. Gene Ontology annotation, molecular function: protein serine/threonine kinase activity; ATP binding. NCBI's taxonomy places the organism in Eukaryota, Ichthyosporea, Ichthyophonida. Gene Ontology annotation, biological process: protein phosphorylation. The transcript is spliced from 8 exons. The annotation marks the transcript as partial.
GGUAUGCAAUGCACCCAUCCCAACUGUAAGAUGAACGUGCACAAGAAGUGUUGCAAGAAGGUGCCCCCUCUGUGCGGUAUCUUCCAGCCCGGCAGUCAAGUGGAUAAGCUUGCCGAGGCGAUGGCUAAGGCGAACAACGAGAGCAACUCUCUGAUUACCAGUGUGACAGAUAACGUCAAUCUCCGCGAUUUCAACCUGCUGUCUGUGCUGGGACGUGGUUCGUUCGGAAAGGUCAUGUUGGCCGAGCGCAAGACCACCAAGAAGGUCUAUGCGCUCAAGAUGAUCAAGAAGUCGGACGUGGUCGAGCACGAUGACUACGAAUGCGCUAAGGUGGAGAAGAAUGUGCUGAGUGUCUCCAACGGCUGUCCAUUCUUGGCGCACUGCUACUCCACUUUCCAAUCUGAGGACCGUCUAUUUUUCGUGAUGGAGUACCUCAAUGGUGGAGAUCUCAUGUUCCACGUGAUCCGCGACGGCGCUUUCCCCGAAGUUCGGGCUCGUUUCUACAUGGCCGAGAUCGUGCUCGCCUUAGACUACUUGCACAACAUCGGUGUAAUCUACCGAGAUCUGAAGCUGGACAAUGUGCUGUUGCACUCAUCUGGCCAUGUCAAACUGGCUGAUUUUGGAAUGUGCAAGGAGGGUAUCACCCCUGAGAACCCUUUCACCAGUACCUUCUGUGGCACCCCGGAUUACAUUGCACCAGAGAUUCUCAAGUACGAGCCUUAUGGCAUCUCAGUCGACUGGUGGUCUCUGGGUAUCCUGUGCUUCGAAAUGUUGACGGCCAGUCAAACUUUCCAGGCAUGUACGCGUUUGAUCUCCGCGUUCCUGAACCGUGACCCGCGCAGACGCCUGGGCUGUGGUCCCAACAAGGCGAACGACAUCAAGUCGCACCCCUUUUUCAGGCGAUUGGACUGGAAUGCCGUAUCUUCUCGUCAGGCCACACCACCAUUCGUACCUAAAGUGAGUGGUACGGCGGACACGGCUAUGUUCGAGAAGAAGUAUCUAACCGAGAAGGCAGCGUUGACCCCACUCAACAAGAAGACCAUCGGACAGAUCGAUCAGAUGGAAUUCCAUGACUUCUCGUUCGUCGCCCCCAAUUUUCUCUGA